AUGUCACCAAACGAUAAUAAUACUAAAACCAACACUAAUAAUAAUAAUUCCCAAAGUAGUCCCAGCAUGCCUGUUCCUGUAUCUCCAGCCAGACCCAACGUUUCGCUGUUUGAGAACAUGCCAUUAAUUUCACCAAUGAUUUCAUACUCGUCCUCUAGAGCUCAAACACCUAUAGAUGGUGCCGGUGAAGCACCUCCAGUAAUCUCAGACGCAAUGAGACAAAACUUGCCCAUUCAUGACGAAAACUUACCUAUAGUUAAAUGUAUUGCCAGGGCGCGAAUCCCCACAACUCAUGGACCUGAAAUAUUUUUACACUUGUACGAGAACAAUAUCGACCAAAAGGAGCACUUGGCUAUAGUAUUCGGUGAAGAUAUACGUUCGAAGACCUUGUUUGCAAAGAGACUGGGCGAACUGCAGCAGGAUAGAAUGACUAGAGGAGCCUACGUAGGAAAGCUAUACCCAGGGAGACAUGAUGCCGACGUUGAUCCGAAAUCGGAGAAACAGUUGCAUUUCAAUGAAAUUGGAGAUCUUAUAAGGGAGUCAGAUACAACGUACAGCUCGAAACACAAAGAAGCGUGCCUAACUAGGAUACACUCUGAGUGCUACACAGGAGAAACCGCAUGGUCUGCUAGAUGCGACUGUGGUGAGCAAUUUGACGAGGCAGGUAGAAUCAUGGGGUCAAAUGGGCAUGGUUGCAUCGUAUAUCUUAGACAAGAAGGACGUGGAAUUGGGCUAGGAGAAAAGUUGAAGGCGUACAAUUUACAAGAUUUAGGUGCCGACACGGUACAGGCCAAUUUAAUAUUAAGACACCCAGCUGAUGGUAGAUCAUUUUCAUUAGCUACUGCUAUUUUAUUGGACUUGGGUUUAAGCGACAUAAAGUUACUUACAAACAACCCAGAUAAGAUUUUGGCAGUUGAGGGAAAAAAUAGAGAAGUUAAGGUUAUAGAAAGAGUACCUAUGAUUCCAUUGUCUUGGAGAAAUAAAGGAGACGGAAUAAAAUCAACAGAAAUUGAAGGAUAUCUUAGUACAAAGAUUGAAAGAAUGGGGCAUUUACUUGAAAAGCCGAUCAAAUUCACCAAUAAGGUAGAGAAUUGA
Molecule: messenger RNA, 1095 nt
Organism: Dujonia railenensis
Lineage: Eukaryota; Fungi; Ascomycota; Pichiomycetes; Serinales; Debaryomycetaceae
Source: the annotation of a GenBank genome assembly